AUGUCGUCCCCUUCGCCCUCUUUGCGGAAAAGAGCCGGAAAGAAGGAGGCUUACACCGCAUUGCCCACUGAUGAUGGCUCUUUUAUUCCCGUCGCGCCGGCUAAGAAGUCGGAAUGGGACUAUUGGCUGGCCAUAGUCAUCCUGACAGUUCUGGCUUUCGCGACGCGAUUCUAUCGCAUUGACUACCCCAACGAGGUUGUUUUUGACGAAGUCCACUUUGGAAAGUUCGCUUCCUACUACCUCCAACGUACCUAUUUCUUCGACGUGCACCCUCCCUUUGGAAAGCUGCUGUUUGCUCUCGUGGGCUGGCUGAUUGGCUUCGAUGGAAGCUUCCUUUUUGAGAACAUUGGCGAUUCCUACAUCGAGAACAAUGUGCCAUACCUGGCUCUGCGUGCGCUCCCGGCUACAUUGGGUACCCUGACCAUUCCCGUUGUUUUCCUCAUCAUGUGGGAGUCUGGCUACUCUUUGCCUGCUUGUGUCCUUUCGGCUGGUCUGAUGGUCUUCGAUAACGCUCACGUGGGCGAGGACCGACUGAUCCUCUUGGAUGCCACUCUCGUGCUUUCCAUGGCGCUCAGCGUUCUGUGCUACGUUCGGUUCUACAAGCUGCGCCACGAGCCCUUUGGCCGGAAGUGGUGGAAGUGGCUUCUCUUGACUGGCUUCUGUCUGAGCUGUGUUCUCUCCACCAAAUACGUCGGUGUCUUCACCUUCGUCACCAUUGGUGCUGCCGUGAUGAUUGACCUGUGGAACCUGCUUGAUAUCAAGCGCGAGCAGGGACCUCUCAGCAUGAUCAGCUGGGGCAAGCACUUCGUUGCGCGCGCUGUUGGUCUUGUCGUUAUUCCCUUCCUUUUCUACCUGUUCUGGUUCCAGGUUCACUUUGCUAUUCUUACUCGGUCUGGCCCUGGUGACGACUUCAUGACUCCUGAAUUCCAGGAGACUCUGAGUGACAACCAGAUGAGCGCCCAGUCCGUUGGUAUCCAGUACUUCGACACCAUCACUAUGCGCCACAAGGACACCAAGGUUUUCUUGCACAGCCACUGGGACAAGUACCCUCUGCGUUAUGAUGAUGGCCGUAUUUCCAGCCAGGGUCAGCAGGUCACCGGUUACCCCCACAAUGAUACCAACAACCAGUGGCAGAUUGUGCCCGGUGUGCCUCUCGCUGACCCCUCCGUGCCCCAGAGUGUGCGCAAUGGCGAUGUCAUCCAGCUCCGUCACCUUGGUACCGACAGCUAUCUCUUGACUCACGAUGUUGCCUCUCCCUUCUUCCCAACUAACCAGGAGUUCACCACCGUGUCUCAAGAGCUGGCUGAUGGCGAGCGUCACAACGACACCCUGUUCGAACUCAAGAUCGAGUCCGGCAAGGCCAACCAAGAAUUCCGAACUCUUGCCAGUCUCUUCAAGUUGGUCCACGUUCCCACCCGGGUGGCUCUGUGGACACACACCACUCCUCUCCCCGAGUGGGGCUACAAGCAGGCUGAGAUCAACGGCAACAAGAACAUUCUCCAGUCCAGCAAUGCUUGGUAUGUCGAGAACAUCGAGAACUUGCCCGAGGACAGUCCUCGUCUGGUUAAGGAAGAGCGCAAGGUCAAGACACUGCCUUUCCUCCGCAAGUACUUCGAGCUGCAAGGCGCCAUGUUCCACCACAACAAUGCUCUGACCAGCAGCCACCCCUACGCCACCGAGCCCUUCCAGUGGCCAUUCCUGCUCCGCGGUGUGAGCUUCUGGACCAAGAACGACACCCGCGAGCAGAUCUACUUCCUCGGUAACCCCAUUGGAUGGUGGAUUGCCAGCAGUAUCCUUGCCGUGUUCGCCGGCAUCGUUGGCGCCGACCAGCUCUCCCUCCGUCGUGGCGUCGAUGCAUUGGAAGAAAUCUGGGGCCCCGGCACCCGCUCGCGUCUGUACAACAGUACCGGAUUCCUCUUCCUGUGCUGGGCCGCCCACUUCUUCCCCUUCUGGCUCAUGGGCCGCCAGCGUUUCCUGCACCACUACCUGCCCUCCCACCUCGCCUCCACCAUGGUUUGCGGUGCUCUGAUUGAAUUCAUUUUCAACCUGCAGCCCCUCGACCCCCGCACUGCCCUCCCGCCCACCGACGACCCCACCGGCAAGUCCAAGGUCUCCCACAGCCGUCUGGGCCGCUUCGUCACUGCCCGCGAGCGCAUGGGCUGCAAGUCUCUCAUUGCCGGCUGGAUCGCCACGUUGGUAAUCCUCGGCGCCACCAUCUGGGGCUUUGUCUUCUAUGCGCCCCUGACUUACGGUACCCCUGGUCUGGACGUGGCGGGCGUGACGGCCCGCAAGUGGCUGAACUACGAUCUGCACUUUGCCAAAUAA
Molecule: messenger RNA, 2325 nt
Organism: Penicillium salamii
Lineage: Eukaryota; Fungi; Ascomycota; Eurotiomycetes; Eurotiales; Aspergillaceae
Source: the annotation of a GenBank genome assembly